AUGGCUGUGCACACGAUUGCUAUCAUUGGAGGACUCGUGACUGAUCUGUUGACCAUCGCCGACCGUGUGCCUGACAGGGGCGAGACCAUCACCUCUACCCGCUUCUCCACGCACCAUGGUGGCAAAGGGGCAAAUUCCGCCGUCGCAGCGUAUCGGCUCAGCCAUAAUAAUCCGAAGAACAGCGGCCACACUCCGGUAAUGGGAGGCGAAACUCAAGUCCGCAUGAUUGGUGCCGUCGGAGCCGAUGAAUUUGGCCCUCCUCUCAAGGAGAAGUUAACAGCGAGUGGUGUGAACACUGACGGCAUUCGCGUUGUCAAAGAUCAACCAACUGGGGUGGGAGUUGUCCUUGUGGAGGAAGAUUUUGGAGAGAACAGGAUCCUGUUUCACCCAGGUGCCAAUUAUGACUUGCUACCGUCAGAGUUCACGACUCUAGCAAGCUUGGCCGGGGGCGUAAAACCGGAUCUCCUUAUCUCGCAGCUGGAACUUCGACGAGAAACUAUAGAACAAGUAAUUGAAACUGCGAGUCGAGAAGGUAUUGACGUGCUAUUGAAUCCAGCGCCGGCAUCUUAUCUGAUGCCUAGGAUAUAUCGGAUGGUGACGCACUUGAUAGUGAACGAGACGGAGGCCGUGAUGCUGUCACCUUCAGACAUUGAUCGUCAAGAUGGAUGGGCAAACGUUGGAAACUAUUUUCUUCGGCUUGGAGUGAAGAAUGUCGUUGUGACUUUAGGAGCACAGGGUGCUUACUACUUGAAUGAAUCCGGGGGUGGCUAUGUCGAAGCCGAGAAGCAAUGCAUUGUCGUUGAUACUACUGGUGCAGGGGACACUUUUGUGGGUGCGUUUGCAGCGCAAUAUAUCCAACAGAUGAAUACGCAAGGUUGGGAUAUCAAGCUCGCGGUAGAGUAUGCAUGUAAAGCAUCCGCACGAACCAUUGAACACGUUGGCUGCUUAGACCCAAUCCCUUGGGCCGAUGAAGUCAAUAUACCCAGAGCCUCUCUAGACGCAGACAAGACAAAAGAUAUGGCAUGA
This is a messenger RNA of Letharia lupina, 1026 nucleotides long. RefSeq lists its product as uncharacterized. Lineage: Eukaryota; Fungi; Ascomycota; Lecanoromycetes; Lecanorales; Parmeliaceae. Gene Ontology annotation, biological process: D-ribose metabolic process. The coding region runs from base 1 to 1026 and encodes 341 amino acids. The record is from RefSeq and is a predicted model, not a curated record. Gene Ontology annotation, molecular function: ribokinase activity. The transcript is spliced from 2 exons.